AUGUUCUCUAUGAAUUCAGUUAUGGAUCGGUAUCCACCUUUUGAGCGGUCGCUGGAUGAACCUGUUUGGGGACGAGGAAGCUAUGAAGUUCAUCGUCCUACUGUUCCUCUGCAGUCGGGUAGUAUGAUGCCUCCUUAUCCACCUCCUCAACAUACUACAUUGGUACAUUCAUCAGCGAAACCUCCGACUGAAUCUGAUAUUUACCGAGUUGGUAUAUACGGCUGGCGAAAACGAUGCUUGUAUUGUUUCAUAUGUGUACUUACCGUGGUUGUUGUAUUAAAUUUAGCACUUACCGUUUGGAUUAUGACCAUAUUGGAUCUUUCAUCGGAAGGCAUGGGAGCAUUGAAAAUAGAAGAUGACCGGAUACGUGUGAGUGGAGAAGCUCAAUUCGAUCGACCUGUUCAUUUUACGGAGUUGUCAACUGCCGAGGGGGAGGCUCUUACGAUAGACUCAUCACGUGGUGUCUUUAUAAAGGCACGCAAUAUGAGUGGUCACCAAACAGCCAUGCUUAAUAUGUUCCAAGAUGGACGAACUGAGGCCGUAUGUGAUCGAUUUGAAAUCUUUGAUAAUGCACGAAAAUUGUUGUUUUUCGCUGACUCUAACGAAGUUGGUCUUAAGCUCGAAAACUUGCGGAUACUCGAUGAUGGCGGAAGCGUAUUCGAAGGUGCCAUUCAAACGGCAUUUAUUAGACCUGAACCUGACACACCACUCAGUUUGGAAUCGCCGACUCGAAAUCUAAAUUUGGAUGCUAGUCAAGAUAUCGAAAUAAUGAGUGCUGCUGGUGAAAUACAAAUGUCUUCUUUGCUUGACAUUAACCUCAACUCGAAGCAGGGUGAAAUCCGCCUGGAAUCAGGGAACGUGUUUAUUUCGGGUUUAUUGAAAAGUGAAGGUAGAGGUCAUUCACAAUACCAGUUGUGCAUUUGUCAAAAUGGACGUCUAUUUAUGGCAAGUCAAGGAGCCGACUGCCGUGCUGAUCGUCAUGUUUGCGAAUAG
Anisakis simplex (herring worm) is the source of this 993-nucleotide messenger RNA. Lineage: Eukaryota; Metazoa; Nematoda; Chromadorea; Rhabditida; Anisakidae. The record is from the annotation of a GenBank genome assembly.